AUGAACUCUGGUGAUGUUGUAGCUAGAAUUCUGGAUGAAAUUAAGCAAAGGUCAUCCCUACAUGUGGAACGUAGCGGGAGAGUUGCGCAUAAAAAGGCUAGACAGGUAGCAGGUGUGAGCCGUGACGAUAAAAUCAUAUCAAAGAUCGCCAGGAGUAGAUUCAUAUUUAAAACACCAUCUUAUUCCCAAAAUACAGACUAUUUUACACGUUUAAUCAAUAGUUCACCAAAGCCUCGCGUUCUGAGGUCACUACAUCAUCCGAUAGUUACUCAUUUACUCAAACUGAGCAACAGCUCUAGUUAUAGGUCAUACAGAGGACUAAUUCUGCUUUCCAGUAUAAAGCUUAUACGGGAAUAUUGCCGGCUCAAUGGGUCCUGUGCUCGAAUAUAUACAACAACGCAUACGAACCAGCUGUUGAUGGAAAAUGACGUAAAAUUCGACAAGGUUCUCAUAGCAUCCAAAAGAGUCCUAGAAAGGGCUGGAAAUUUGCACUCAUAUGAUAGAGGACUCUUGGCAGAGGUACCAUAUCCGCAACCUUCCAGAGACCUGGGAAGCUCGAAACUUGUUCUAUGUGUAUGUCCAAGCAAUAAAAAUGAUAUGAGACUUACCAAUUCAAGCCUUGGAACUAUCAUGAGAUCUGCACAAGGCUUGCAGUGGCAAUCAAUAUGGAUAUUAAAAAACGGGGAUAUAGACCUAUUGGACCCUCUUUCAAUAAGAGCAUCUCAAAACUGUUUAUCCACAAUGCCAUAUUCCCGUGGAACAAUUGAAGAAACACUGGAAUUUGCAAACAAGAACAACUUAUUCAUGUGUAAAUGCACCAAUAAUGGAAUCGACGUACAGUCUGUAGAAAUGCAAGAAAAACUGAAAUCAUACGAUGGUGUAAUGCUCCUCGUCGGCAACAUACCUUACGAACUACGCUCCGCAAGUACUGAAAUACGUGUAAACAUACAGUCUAAAAGAUUCUUAAAUGUUAAAAGCGAGGAAGCAAAUGUUCAUGAAAUAGGGGCGGGCACAAACGACACUGUGACCAAUGAACCAGAAAAACCCAGCUUAGAAACGAAACCAAACAACCCACACUACACGCUAGACACCCAAGUCAGCACUUCAAUCGCAAUGUAUAUAAUAAAAAAGACAUUCUUCAAUGACAUACCAAGGUCACCAUUCAUAAUGGCCGGAACCAAGAAUAGUGAUCACACAGACAAAUAA
Messenger RNA from Theileria equi strain WA, 1206 nucleotides. RefSeq lists its product as hypothetical. The transcript is spliced from 3 exons. The record is from RefSeq and is a predicted model, not a curated record. Bases 1 to 1206 code for a protein of 401 amino acids. Lineage: Eukaryota; Apicomplexa; Aconoidasida; Piroplasmida; Theileriidae. Gene Ontology annotation, molecular function: RNA binding.